Metarhizium album ARSEF 1941 is the source of this 1050-nucleotide messenger RNA. RefSeq names its product glycosyltransferase family 8 protein. Lineage: Eukaryota; Fungi; Ascomycota; Sordariomycetes; Hypocreales; Clavicipitaceae. The record is from RefSeq and is a predicted model, not a curated record. The transcript is spliced from 2 exons. Gene Ontology annotation, molecular function: glycosyltransferase activity. The coding region runs from base 1 to 1050 and encodes 349 amino acids.
AUGGGCGUGACUACACGAAAGAUUUGUCGACUUGUCCCGCUCGUGCCCAUCAUCGCCCUGCUCUACUUCUUGGUGGCAGCAGUGCGAGAUGGAGGCGUUUUCCCACCUCCACCAGGCGAGCUUUCUGCUUCGCUGUCCCCAGGGGUCACCGACUGGUCCAAGUUUGCAUACUUCCAAUACGUGACGACCAGCGAUUGUCUGUGCAACGCCGUCAUGAUCAUGGAGACACUCGAUCGCCUUGGGACUCGAGCCGAAAAGGUCGUGGUGUACCCAUCUACAAUGAUCGCGGGCGACCUGGAGACGGACGACUCGCACAACGCUCGUCUGCUCAGGAGGGCUCGCAACGAGUACCACGUGCACCUCCGGCCGACCCAAGUCCAACACAGAGCGGUCCUGGACACAUACUACGAGGACUCCUUCACCAAGCUCCUCGUCUUCAACCAGACGCAGUACGAGCGAGUCCUCCACCUGGACUCGGACGCGACCGUCCUCCGGCUCAUGGACGAGCUCUUCCUGCUGCCGCCCUGCCCCGUGGCCAUGCCCCGUGCCUACUGGCUCUACCCCGACGACCCGAAGCUCGCGUCGCCCCUGAUGCUCGUGCAGCCGAGCGCCGCCGAGUUUGAGCGCAACAUGGCCGAGACCGAGCAGGCCGGGCGCAGCGAGUACGACAUGGAGGUCGUCAACGCGCUGUACGGGGACCGGGCCCUGGUCCUGCCUCACCGGCCGUAUCUGAUGCUCACCUCUGAGCUUGCGCGAGACCCCGACGACCACGAGGCAUAUCUCGGCACGGACAGGGAGGCGUGGGACCCCGUCGCCGCCCUCGGCGAGCUCAAGUAUCUGCACUUUUCGGAGGCGCCCCUGCCCAAGCCCUGGGGCAACAUAUCCGACGAGAUGCGCGAGAAGUUCCAGCCCAGGUGCCACGUGCGUGACGGCGCCGAGUCCUGCUCCGAGAGGGAUAUCUGGAACGGAAUCUACACCGACUUCAGGCACAGGAGAGAGGUUCGGAACACGCCGCUCGCCCCUCCGUGCCGCUCGUUUCCAUUGUGCUGA